Caenorhabditis briggsae is the source of this 2136-nucleotide messenger RNA. Gene Ontology annotation, biological process: protein phosphorylation; regulation of mitotic cell cycle. The transcript has 9 exons. Gene Ontology annotation, cellular component: nucleus. Gene Ontology annotation, molecular function: cyclin-dependent protein serine/threonine kinase activity; ATP binding. Bases 1 to 2136 code for a protein of 711 amino acids. The record is from RefSeq and is a predicted model, not a curated record. Lineage: Eukaryota; Metazoa; Nematoda; Chromadorea; Rhabditida; Rhabditidae.
AUGGGCGGAGCCUCAACAAUCGGAGAGCUAGGACCGAUGACCAGUGCACGUAAUCGAGCUUCCAGUUCCGAAGAUGCAAAAUCUAGCCGAUCGAAUAGAGAACAAGAGACUAAGAUGCGUGAGAGUAUCCUGAGUCGAUUGAGCAAGCGAAAGGUUAGCGACAGUGACGACGACACAACCGAGCAGCGAUUUUCGAUUCAGCCAAAAGACGCACAAAAAGCGAAAGAGGACCGAUAUCGGGAGAAGGAGCGGGAAAGAAGGAAGGGGAGGGACCAUCGAGAUGACAGAAGAGCAGGUCGUGAAAUUGAUGCCAGGCCAAGUAAUCGGGAUCCAAGAGGGAAAAACGAACGAUCGGAUAGAGAUGGAAAAGGACACGAACACAGACAUCAUUCCCACCACCACAAACAUGACCGAACGUCAGACAGGGAAAAAGAAAAACACAGAAAAAGAGACGAGCGAAAUAAGGACCGUCAUAGACAAUCACGAACCACUUCCCCAGAAGAUGACCGUACUCAAAAAUCGCCACUGAAGAAGGCACGACAAUAUGAUGCUCCAGAAGACGCAAAGCUUUUUGAUAGAGUUCUUGACCCAAAUUACAAAUCCAAGCAGCAAGAAGUGUUAGUUGUGGAAGAUGUUGAAAUGUCACCAGUUGAAAUCUUGGACGAAAAAGAAGAAAAAGAAAUCACAGAAUUCACGAUAGAUUCGCCAGCUGGUCCGAAAAAGUAUUCAAAGUUCGAAAGCGACCCGGAAAGCGAUCAUGAAGAGGAAAAGAAAGUUCACACAAUCAAAGAUUCGGACGAUGAUGAUGUGGUCGAAGUACACGACGAUCCAUUACACUCAGAUUAUGAUGAAGACGAAAGUGAUGAUGAUAAAUAUUCCAAAACUCCAGAAGACAGAGAAUGGGAAGAGAUGACGGAGACUGAACUACGUUUGCACAAAGAGGCUAUGAAAAAGCGUCAAGUUGUUCGACAAAAAGCGCUGAUCGCUCAGUUGCCAGUUUUCUAUCCAGGCCUUAUGGGAUGUCGAAACAUAGAUGAGUAUGAGUGUGUCAAUCGAGUUGAUGAAGGAACUUUUGGAGUUGUAUAUCGUGGAAAAGACAAAAGAACGGAUGAAAUUGUCGCAUUAAAGCGACUGAAAAUGGAAAAGGAGAGGGAAGGAUUUCCGAUUACAGCUCUUCGUGAAAUCAAUAUGCUUCUCAAAGCUGGAAAUCAUCCGAACAUUGUGAAUGUGAAAGAAAUUCUACUGGGAAGUAACAUGGACAAGAUUUACAUGGCGAUGGAGUUCGUGGAGCACGACAUGAAAAGUCUUCUUGAUACAAUGUCGCGCCGCAACAAACGGUUUUCCAUUGGAGAGCAAAAAACUCUGAUGAGACAACUUCUUUCUGGAAUCGAGCAUAUGCACAAGUUAUGGAUCCUGCAUCGUGAUCUCAAAACUUCCAAUCUCUUGAUGUCUCAUACUGGAGUUUUGAAAAUCGCCGAUUUCGGACUUGCUCGUGAAUAUGGCGAUCCGUUGAGAAAGUUCACAUCGAUAGUUGUGACUCUGUGGUACCGUUCUCCUGAGUUGCUUCUCGGUACCAGACUUUAUUCAACUCCAGUUGAUAUGUGGUCUAUCGGAUGCAUCAUGGCUGAACUCAUAUUGCUGAAACCAUUGUUUCCAGGACAAGGAGAAACAGAACAGAUCAAGAAGAUUUUCAUGGAGCUGGGAACUCCAACCGAAUCUAUAUGGCCUGGUGUUUCAGAACUUGAACGCUGGAAAACUCUAACUUUCGAGAAAUAUCCUUAUAAUCAAUUGAGAAAGAAAUUUCUUGCUGGCAGGCUUCUGAACGACACUGGAUUUAAGCUACUCAAUGGGUUGCUGACUUUGGAUCCGAAAAACCGAGUCUCAGCUUCUCAAGCACUUGAUCAUGAAUGGUUUGAAGAAGAACCGCAUCCAGUACCGCCAGAAGAGUUUCCCACGUUCCCUGCCAAAAGCGAGCAGAACAAGGCUCCGCCUCCGGCCGCAAAACCCAAACAACCAGAGAAUCGUAUGGCACAUGUGGAUCCCGAAACUGCGAAGCUCUUGAAACAAUUCGAGGUUCGCCCUGAGCAAGUUAAACCAGGCGGUUUCUCUUUGAAGUUCGACCCAACAAGAUUUUGA